Messenger RNA from Cynocephalus volans (Philippine flying lemur), 6299 nucleotides. It is a transcript of the gene ZNF544, whose product is annotated as zinc finger protein 544. NCBI's taxonomy places the organism in Eukaryota, Metazoa, Chordata, Mammalia, Dermoptera, Cynocephalidae. The transcript has 10 exons. Gene Ontology annotation, molecular function: DNA-binding transcription factor activity; RNA polymerase II cis-regulatory region sequence-specific DNA binding. The coding region runs from base 933 to 3272 and encodes 779 amino acids. The record is from RefSeq and is a predicted model, not a curated record. Gene Ontology annotation, biological process: regulation of transcription by RNA polymerase II.
AGCGCCGCCAUUCCCCGGCGCGCGCAGGAGAUGCACCUCUGCAGGAGGUGGUGGCCAAGAGCAUUCUGACAAUGGCACCAGGCACAUGAGCCCUACUGCUCCCCAGAGGUCUCUCCAGUUCCAGAACGUGGACACGGUUUUUUCCCACUGGUACAUGGACCUUGAACUCAGUUUGAAGACUUACAGGAAGUUGCACAAUAGUACAAAGUGCCCUAUGUGCCCUUCACCCAGAUUCUCCAAAGGAUGACAUGUUGGUCCUCCAAAGCAGGACCUUGACAUUGUAAUGGGAUUUCUAGAACUCAAGGUUUUGAUCAUUCAAGGCUGUUGUAUGCAUUGCCAAUCUGCUUUCCACUUGUACCAGAUUCCCUUCCUGUCAUCUCUUCAUCACAUCUCAGCCUUCCCUUCACCAGAUCUCAGCCUGCAUUUGGGGUUCUCAUUUCUUUUUCAGGAGGAAAGACAGGAGUCAGGACCCAGUCGGAUCUGCUGUGGUAACCCAAGCAAGAAACAAUACCAGCCCAGGCAUAGGGGAUCCAUCAUGAGGAGAGGCUCAUCAUGUUUGAAAGUUAUUUUUGGAGGACUUGAGUGCUUGGUUUGCCUGAAGAAUAUCAAGUGUCCACUCAGAAGAGAGAUUAGGACCCGCCAUGAAGGUUGUGCCCAGAGGGAGAGUGUCCCUGCAAGAUUAACCUUAAGAAAGUAGUUCUCAGACUCCAGAAGUGUUUGGGAGCAAUAGAAUUCUCAGAAGACAUUGCCUGGGAAAUGAGAGAGUCAUUGAGGAGGACAUGGUUCCAGCAGCUGCAAGUUUUCAGGCCCUUGUGAGGCCCUGGCUCAGCCCCAGGCACUGCAUUCCUGUCCAGGAGUGGUUCCCCAACACCCUUUCUGGGGAGCUCAGGCCCUAAACAAAGCCCCAGCACCUGGACAACUGCAACAAAGAGAUGACGCUGGUGGAAGAAGUUUCCCAAGCAUUUGAAGAGAAAGCCCUGCCUUCUGAGGACCUCUGCCCUCUUCACAACAGUCUCUUCAGGUAUGAGGAGGAAAUGGACGCAUAUUCUCAGCCCAUCCCAUCCCAGGCACCUCUUAGCUUCGAGGAUGUGGCCGUGACCUUCACACAGGAGGAGUGGAGGCAACUGGACCCAGCCCAGAGAACACUGUACCGUGAUGUGACACUGGAGACCUGUAGGCAUCUGGUCUCCCUGGGCCUUCUGCUUUCCAAACCAGAUGUGAUCUCUCAGCUGGAGCAAGGAGAAGACCUAUGGAGGCCAGAGCAGGCACCUCCCCAAGAUGGGAAGGCUACCCUAGAAAAGAAAGGGUCAGCUUCUGAAAAAGAUAACACUGAAGAAGAGCCAUCCCACUACUUAGAAAUGAAAUGUUGCACUCAAGUGGAGUGCCCCUGGUCCGUGUCCUUAGGAAGAAUGCAGGAUCAGAGGGACUGGCUGGGGGGACAGCAUGAGGACUCUUUGAUUCAGAUGGUACUCACCUCAGAGAGACUCGUUGCUCAAGGGGAACAUUGUGAGCAUGAACCUGAGAGAAGUUAUCCUCGGAGUUUAAGCCUUCUACCUCCAGCAUUACCUACAAAUACACAUUUCAAUAAGCUCAACUCACAGGUUAAAAAGUUUAAACAAAAUUUGGCUUUCAUUAAUCAUGAAAAAGGCUGGGCAGGCCUGAAGACCUAUGAAAACCAUCACCAUGCUAGAGUCUUCUGUCAGAGCAUUUACUUGAGUAAACUUGGAAAUGUUGAAACAGGAAAUAAAAAACCUUAUGAUGACUAUAUUGUCAGUGGUGACUCUCUCAACUAUGGUACUUCCCAUCAUUUUCAUGACAGAAUUUUUUCAGCAGACAAUAACAUUGAGUGUAAAGGGUAUGGAAACCUCUUUAGUCAUAGCGUGUCCCUGAAUGAACACAAGCUGAUAUAUUUUGGAGGAAGUCAGUAUGAGUGUGAUGAAUGUAGAGAAGCCUGUUCCAAGAGUUUGUGCCUUGUACAAAGGGAAAGACGUGACCCUGGAGAGACCCCAUUCAGAUGUGAGGAGGGCUGUGAUGUCUUCCAGAUGGCCUCAUCUUUUACCAACUGUGAUAUCAUUCAGACUGGAAAGAAGCCAUAUGCAUGUCGUCAGUGUGGGAAAUCUUUCAGCUGUUGCUCUAAGCUUGUCAUACACCAGAGAACACACACAGGAGAAAAGCCCUAUGAAUGUUCUUGGUGUGGGAAAUCUUUCAGUCAGAGCUAUGAUCUUGUCAUACAUCAGAGGACACAUACUGGAGAGAAGCCCUAUGAAUGCAACCAGUGUGGGAAAUCCUUCACUCAGAGUUCCAAACUUAUUAGGCAUCAACGAACUCACACAGGAGAAAAACCAUUUAAAUGUCAUGAAUGUGGAAGAUCCUUCAGGUGGAACUCUAACCUUAUUGUACAUCAGAGAAUUCAUAGUGGAGAGAAACCUUAUGAGUGUGUUCACUGUGGAAAGUCCUUCAGCCAAAGCUCUGACUUUGUUGCACAUAAAAGGACUCACACUGGAGAGAAGCCCUAUGAAUGUAAUCAGUGUGGAAAAUCCUUCAUUCGAAGUACUCAGCUCAUCAGGCAUCUGCGAACUCACACUGGAGAGAAGCCGUACAAAUGCAGUCAGUGCAGUAAAGCCUUCACUGGGAGCUCUCAUCUUGUAGAGCAUCAGAGAACUCAUACUGGAGAAAAACCUUUUGAAUGUAACCAGUGUGGAAAAGCCUUCACUGGGAGCUCUCACCUCCUUUCACAUCAGAGAAUUCAUUCUGGAGAGAAACCAUAUGAAUGUAAUGAUUGCAGAAAAUCCUUUCGGCAACGAUCUCAACUUGUUGUGCAUCAGCGGACACAUACUGGAGAGAAACCUUAUGAAUGCAGUCAUUGUGGAAAAGCUUUCAGCCAGAGGUCACCCCUCAUUGUGCAUCAGAGGACACACAUUGGAGAGAAGCCCUAUCAGUGUAAUGUGUGUGUUAAAGCCUUCAGUCAGCGGUCACGACUCAUUGAACAUCAGAGAACGCAUACUGGAGAAAAGCCCUAUGAAUGUAUUGAUUGUGGGAAAGCCUUCAACGAUCGGUCAACCCUUACUAAACAUGAGAGAACGCACACUGGAGAGAAACCCUAUGAAUGUAACCAUUGUGAAAAGGCUUUUAGCCAGCGGUGUCAACUUACUAGGCAUCAGAGAAUUCAUACUGGAGAGAAACCUUAUGAAUGUAAUAAAUGUGGGAAAGCUUUCAGUUAUAAUACAUCCCUUAUUCAACAUGAGAAAACUCAUGGUCAGGAAACGCUAUGAGUAAUCAAGAUGGCGAAGUCCUGUGUCAGACCGUCUUUCUAGAAUUCAGGUAACCAAGGUGUGACUCUCACAGUGCGGUCUAAUGACCACGUUCAUCAGAACUGCCUGGAGUGUGUGCUGAAACCAUGUUACCAAGCUCACCCCAAUCCACUAAAACAGAAUCUCUAGCAGUGAGACCCAGGACCUGCAGUUCUAAAUGCAGCAUGAUUCAUUUGCACACAAAAUGUGUCUACUGUUGCAUUUUGAUGAGAAGCUGAAUAUGACCACUGAUGAAAAGCUUCUAAUCAGAGCUGUUAGCAGGAGUUAGGAAACUCAGGAUGAAGCUGAACCCUCCAGAUAAUCUUUUCAGUGCAGAUAACAACCCAAACAACCCAGACAUUGUCCCCAUAACACAUUCCUGGGAAUGAUGGUGGAAUGGAAGAUAUUCUUGAUACAGAGCCCUGACCACUCAGUCUAAGAAGAAACUUGCAUGAGGAAGUUGGCGUUGAGUGAUGGAAUAUGAAGCCAGCCAUAUUUGAUGUAAACUAACAAUUCUGAACACAAAUUGCAGAAGAACCAACCCUGAGAAGUAUUGCAGAAUGGUUUUAUUACUGGAAUUAAAAGUAGACUGAAUGUUUCAGGGACUCUAUUGUGCUCUAAUUUUACUUUGUUGCUCAUUUAGGUUGACUAUAAUCCAAAUUGGCCACACAGCAAUAUGGAAAAUACUCCAUCAGGUGAAGUGAAAGCAGGACCAAAAGUAGUAUGUACAUAAAAUGUUACAAUCACAUAAAAACCUGUAUGCACAUGCUUGGUUACGUAGGUCAACUCAGCAACAUGUUCACUGAAAGAAGGAAGUGUAAAUCAACAGCAGUGAACAGAGUGGGAGAGGCCAGGCCUGAAAAUAUUAGCAAGGUGAAAGCAAGUGGGAGAGCAUAACCUGAAGAUGCAGGAUGGAGAAGGCUGAGGCUGGGAACGUGUGAAGAAAGGAUGAAGCAGUGGAGGUUGUGGCCCCCAAGCAGAGCAGUAGAGUGACAGAUGGGGUGGGAAAGCAAGGUUAAUUAAAGGUCUGUCCAUGAAAUUGAGACUGUUCCUCCCUUCCCCCAUUUUUUCUUCUUUUAUCUUGUCUGGCAUUAACUAUCAGACAGCGUGUAUGUAAAAAACUGGAGUAUGGAAGGAGUUUGCUAAAAAAUUAGUCCAAGGGAGGAAGGAAUUUAGUGUUAUUUUGCUCCAGAGUAAAGGCUGCCUUGUUCUAGCAUUUCAAGACUUUUAUCCUAAUAGCUGGUUCUUGCCCUUCUUACUCUAAAGCAAAGCAUGCUGAUGAACCAGCCCCACCCAUCCAUGGAGCUUCCUCUCUGCUUUGUGAUGAUCUCUUCAAUAUGGAUGGGAGGCAAGGAGCAAAAAACUUAAAGAAAGCCUCCAACAUGAAAGAAAGAAUGUAAGAUAAAACAGAAAAACUAACACCAAAGAAAAGGGGAAACUUAUUAUCUUAAAAGUGAGUCUCAAAAAGGAUUGCAAAUAAAAAAUAAGAUAAAGAUGCUCUGGGAGAAAACAAAACAAAACAUGAGAACAGAACAGACUUUAAGAUUGUUGGACCAAUAAAUAAGAAAAAGUAAAAGGGAAACAUCCUCAGGGCUGAAAAGAAAUCUUCAGAUCAUGCCAAGUACUAUUUCGGAUUAAUAGAUCCAUUUGACAUAAAAAAUUGAGAGCACCAGGAUUAAAAAGAUGGCAGAAGCUUCUGGAGAGAACAUAGUUUUUAAACUAAGAAAGGAAUAUGGUUUUUCUAAAGAAAAGGAAUGUUUCUUCUAUUUUUUUUUAAAGUGGUAAUGAAAGACUUAAAGGUUAAUUGUGCAAGAAUGACAAAUUGUACAAAAUGGUUAUAUGCCAAAUGUGAAACAGACUUUACAAAGGAGUAUUCAUUUGACUGAUGUUAAUAAUUCUUCCUGGGGGAAGCAAAGGGCUUAUGAAUUUGGAAAGAAAGAGGAUGAAAUGCAAUCAGAUUGUGUCGGCCCUUCAGUGAAUGGCAUUUGCAUAGAAAUGAUAUAAAUGGUAGGCAUUUGUUUUAAUUUUUAGGAAAAAACACAUAGCUGUGACCCAAGGCAAUAGAGUAGAGCACUAUUGUUGUUAGUCUUGUCACUAACAGUAACCGCACAGCCUGCGGACAGUGAAAAGUAGAACAGCAAAGAGAAGUAGAUGAGAGGAGUAUCCCUGUAUUCUCAUUUAAAUAUAAUGUGCAAGUUUGUUUAGGAUACUGAAAUUAGAGCUCAAAAUGGUGAUAUGACAAACAUUGGAAGCAAAUGAAGGAGUGGUGGUGUGAGUCAAAUCCUCAUCUGUCGGAUCAAGAAAUCAGUAAAGUCUGAAGGCGAUCAAAGAUCAGAGUUACAGAGGUAACCUCAAGAAGAUCUGGGACAGAGAUAGUUAAAAGUGGCUUAGGGGAUGAGCGACUGUUGGGUGGGGUGGGGCAGGAGAUGUCUGCUUUCUGUUUUAAACCUGUAGCAUUUCAUUCCCUAGUGGUACACUUAUUUGGGCAACUCUAAAAAAUUAUUUUAAAUGUGCACUUACAGGUGAGAAACUGGUACAUGAAGACAUCAGCGAUUGAUUUAUGGGAUUAUGUAUGAUUUUCCCUCUCUCCUUUGAUUCAGUGUAGUAACUUGACAAUUAAAAAAUCAAGGAACAACAAAAAGAAAAGAUGUCAGACUGUUCUGUUUGGCCAGUUAGAGUUGAUUCUAGCAGGGAGGGAAGGCUUCUUGGCUUUUUAGAAUCCUUUGAAGUUAAAGGGAGUGGUUUGGUCAUUUAAGACUUGAUUUUUCAGAAAUUUUAUCAAGAGGAAAUUGGUGGGUCUCAGGGAGUGCAGACCUGGGGGAGUGCUGGUAUCUUGGGACGACUGGGUGGAACCCUUAAGGAGCAAGGCAGGUAUGUGAACUUGCAUAACUGCAAAGUACUAAGUGUACUUCCCCAAGGUCACUCCCUGGUACCUUUUCAUAAGACCCUUUGAAGUAACAUAGUCCUCCUGAUUCAUAUGAGACCCUGAGGUUAAGAUAGGAAAUGCCU